This is a messenger RNA of Gossypium raimondii (Peruvian cotton), 1996 nucleotides long. Its product is annotated as protein NEN4. The record is from RefSeq and is a predicted model, not a curated record. The transcript has 4 exons. Gene Ontology annotation, molecular function: 3'-5' exonuclease activity; nucleic acid binding. NCBI's taxonomy places the organism in Eukaryota, Viridiplantae, Streptophyta, Magnoliopsida, Malvales, Malvaceae. The coding region runs from base 945 to 1763 and encodes 272 amino acids.
UAAUUUGUUGUCAAUUGUAUAAUUAAGGAGCACAUGUUAAAUGUCUCUUCUAAGCUGGUUGAGUUUGUUGUGAGUUGUUGUAGCUGUUACAACUGUUAUUAAUCAGUUGCAGGGUCCCUAUGGUGAUGUGUGUGCUGCUACAGUCUGCUAUAAAUGGCUAGGAGCUAUAGUUUCCUCGUUAAGUUGAUUAUCUUGACAAUAUUUGCUUCAAUCCAAUCCAACUAUGGAGUAAACUAGAAGUGAGAACUUUUUGGCCCAAUUGAUAUAAUUGCCUUGGGCUUCUUGGGCCGCUCCUGUCUUCAACCGAACACAUAAUAGGUGUGUUGCAACUUGCAAUACAAAAGAACAGAGAAUUUAUAUUCAUUUUCCUUUUUGUUACAUUUAUGCAUGUAUGGUUAGGAUUAUGGCAAAAGAGAGCCUUUAUCCCAAAGUUUCCAUUUUCCUCCAAUGACGUCAAUAUAGUAUAUGUUCAUCCUAAAAUUCUCCCAGCCCUGAGAUGUGAAUGUUCCCAAGGAAUAUUUGUUUGUAGGGUAAGCAGAUGUAGAAUUCUAAGGAAUCAAUUCCCUUCCCAAACAAACUUGCUUCAUAUCUUCCAACGUAAAUUUCAUGUUUUCUACAUCUUUAUUAUUUUAAUGGAGAGAAAAUCGUCAACUUGUCCAAAAGGUUGCUGCUCCAAACAGAAAUGGCUAACAACAUGGUAACAUAACAAUGAAGGAAAACCAACCCAAAGCCCUUUGCAUAAGGCAAUCCUCCAAAGCCUAAAAACUAUAGACUUGAACUACAAGACAAUCAAAUCUCUAAUGCCAAGAAUUCUCUUCUUCCACCCUUGUAUUAUCUCCUUUUCUUUCCCAUCUUCCAUCCCCCAUUUAUACCAGGAUUCACAAUCUCAAUCCACAUCACCCAAAAAAAAACUUGAAACCAAAAACCAGUAAACUUGCAGAAAAAUGGAGGGUUUUAUUCCAUGCCAAGAAGGGUCAGCAGAAAUUGUGUUUUUCGACAUAGAAACUACAGUACCCAACAGAACCGGUCAAAGGUUCUGUGUAUUGGAGUUUGGUGCCAUUGUAGUAUGUCCAAGGAACCUGGUUGAGCUAGAGAGUUAUAGUACCCUGAUAAAGCCCAAGGACUUGUCUGUUGUUGCAUUGAGGUCCGGCAGGUCUGAUGGGAUAACUAGAGAUGCUGUUGCAAACGCACCUGGAUUUGAAGAAGUUGCUGACAAAAUAUUCAACCUUUUGAAUGGUAGGGUUUGGGGGGGUCAUAACAUUCAGAGAUUCGAUUGUGUUCGUAUUAAGGAGGCCUUUGCUGACAUUGGUAGACCACCUCCUGUACCUGUUGGGAUCAUUGAUUCUUUAGGUGUCCUCACUGAGAAGUUUGGCAAAAGAGCUGGUAACAUGAAGAUGGCAAGCUUAGCUACUUACUUUGGACUUGGGCAACAAAAACACAGGAGCCUGGAUGAUGUUCGUAUGAAUUUAGAGGUUCUAAAACAUUGUGCAACUGUGCUGUUUUUGGAAUCAAGCCUCCCAAGCAUAUUGAAUAGGAGUUGGCACAGUCCCUCAACAAUAACGACAAGAAGUAGAAGCAGUGCAGGGAAAUUGACAUGCAAGGAAGAAACCAGCAGAAAAUCACCAACUUAUCAAAGAACAGUUCCCUACACAAGGGAAAGUUUGGGAAAGAUGACAGAAAGAGUGAAGAAUCUAUUGUGUAAAGCACGAGGAAGCCAGCCUAUCAACAACUUGCUCAAGCAUUCUCAUUCAGUGCUCAGAUGAAUCAAAAUUUCACAUUAUUGCUGAUCUGGAAGAACAAAGAUUAAAGGAUGAUAUAUCAUCCCUUCCAUCUUCAAUAUUAGCAUCAAGCAUAAAAGGGUCUUUCCCUAGCUUAUUGAUUUCAUGAAUUUAUCUCAUAAUUCAAUAUGAGAAUUUGGGGGACACCCUUUUUUGUGGAUUAUUCAUUUAUUAUUUGUAACAUUCAUUUCAAUUAAUCAAUUGAAUUCAGAUUUAAA